GAUGACAUAGCGCUUGCCAAACAACUUGGUUUGGAUACUUUCAGAUUCUCACUCUCAUGGUCCAGAAUAUUGCCAUAUGGGAAGCUCAGUCGGGGUAUCAACCAAAAAGGAAUAGACCAUUAUAACAACGUUAUUGAUGAGGUCAUAGCACAAGGAUUGACGCCAUUUUUGUCACUCGUGCAUUUGGAUUACCCUCAAAUUUUGGAAGACGAAUACAGCGGAUUUCUAAGCACUCGCAUGGUGGACGAUUUUAGAGAUUACGCGGAUGUUUGCUUCAAGGCAUUUGGCGACCGAAUCAAACAUUGGGUGACUAUAAACGAGCCGAGGACGCUGAUACUAGGCGGGUACGAGGUCGGCGAUAUGGCCCCGGGACACUGCACCAGCGUUUCCAACUGGACUUGCGACGCCGGAAAUUCCUCGAAGGAGCCCUACAUUGUGGCCCACAACCAGCUCCUUGCUCAUGCAGCUGCCGUCCAGUUGUACCGCCGGAAAUAUCAGGCAACUCAGAAAGGCAUCAUCGGAAUAUCAAUGAAUGCGGACUGGAUCAUCCCAUACAGCUCGAGCAAGGGCGACAUUCAAGCAGCCAAAAGAGCCAUUGAUUUCACUUUUGGGUGGUUUAUGGAUCCAAUAUACAAAGGCGAUUAUCCCGAGAACAUGAAGCGAUAUGUUGGGGAUAGACUACCGAGAUUUUCGAAACAAGAAUCGAUAAUGCUGAAAGGGUCAUACGACUUUUUGGGGAUCAACUAUUACACUACCCAAUAUGCGCUUGAUCGGAUUGACUACAGCGAUCCUCGUCACCCAAAUGGCUACGAUACUCAUGUCCAACUUUCUUUUGUAAGAAAUGGACAAAUAAUUGGCCCUCAGACCGUUACACUCUGGAUGACCAUAUAUCCUAGAGGACUUUAUAACCUUUUACUCUACAUAAAAGACACAUACCAGAAUCCUCUUGUCUACAUUACAGAAAAUGGUGGGUGA
Linum tenue is the source of this 975-nucleotide messenger RNA. NCBI's taxonomy places the organism in Eukaryota, Viridiplantae, Streptophyta, Magnoliopsida, Malpighiales, Linaceae. The record is from the annotation of a GenBank genome assembly.